Acanthopagrus latus (yellowfin seabream) is the source of this 3156-nucleotide messenger RNA. It is a transcript of the gene kcnab1b, whose product is annotated as potassium voltage-gated channel, shaker-related subfamily, beta member 1 b. Gene Ontology annotation, biological process: negative regulation of delayed rectifier potassium channel activity; potassium ion transport; transmembrane transport. Gene Ontology annotation, cellular component: juxtaparanode region of axon; extrinsic component of cytoplasmic side of plasma membrane; voltage-gated potassium channel complex. The record is from RefSeq and is a predicted model, not a curated record. Gene Ontology annotation, molecular function: voltage-gated potassium channel activity; potassium channel regulator activity; transmembrane transporter binding. The coding region runs from base 467 to 1666 and encodes 399 amino acids. The transcript has 15 exons. NCBI's taxonomy places the organism in Eukaryota, Metazoa, Chordata, Actinopteri, Spariformes, Sparidae.
UCUGUUGGGAUGCGGAUCUUUGCGGGACCUCUGCUCGCCGCCUAACACCGCUUGAUCCCUUCAAAGUUGCAGCAGGGCACACAUCGGUGAAGGAUCUUGUCCUGCUUCAUCCUUGUUUCUCAGAGAACUCGCUGUGUGUGGAGUCGGGCCGGCACAGGAUCACCGCCUCACCGGGACUGCACCACCGCCAUGUCCAAUUUUUGACGCAAAAUCAGCUUGAGGGGUUUUUUUUUUCCUCCGAAAAGAAAGUUCAGAACGAUCUCAUGCUCCCGUCGUCCCUGCCUGUGAUUUCCGUAUGAGAUUCGCCAGCACCAGGCAGAGCUGGCCUGGACCACUGACUUUCAACUUCAAGGACAAAAUCUAAGUUCUUGGAUAGAAACAAAAAAAAGUAUUUUAAGGACGCAAAAAAAAAAAAAAAACCCUCAAGUUUGUCUCGGAGCAGCUCUUGUGGCCUUUCCCAUCAGCCAUGCAGGUGUCCUUUGCGUGCACGGACCACGGGCUGAAGGCCCCGCGCAACGGCGAGCACAGCAAGCAGAACGCCACCAGCCCCAACACAGCGAGCCAGGCCCGCGCCCGCUUCCGCACCGUGGCCCUGAUAGCUCGCAGCCUGGGCUCCUUCACCCACCGCUACCACCACAACCUCAAGGAGUCCACCGCCAAGCUCACCGGCAUGAAGUACCGGAACCUGGGGAAAUCUGGGUUGCGUGUCUCCUGUCUGGGGCUCGGCACAUGGGUCACAUUUGGAGGUCAGAUCUCUGAUGAGGUGGCAGAGCAGCUAAUGACGAUCGCCUACGAGAGCGGGGUCAACCUGUUCGACACGGCGGAGGUCUACUCCGGGGGGAAAGCCGAGAUAAUCCUGGGAAACAUCAUCAAGAAAAAGUGCUGGAGGAGAUCCAGCCUGGUGAUCACCACAAAGCUGUACUGGGGUGGAAAAGCGGAGACGGAGCGAGGCCUCAACAGAAAACACAUCAUUGAAGGUUUAAAGGGCUCCCUCCAGAGGAUGCAACUCGAGUACGUGGAUGUGGUCUUUGCCAACCGGCCAGACAGCAACACACCCAUGGAGGAGAUAGUGAGAGCAAUGACACAUGUGAUCAACCAGGGCAUGUCCAUGUACUGGGGCACAUCCCGGUGGUCCGCCAUGGAGAUCAUGGAAGCAUACUCUGUGGCCAGGCAGUUCAAUCUAAUUCCACCCGUGUGUGAGCAGGCAGAGUAUCACUUCUUCCAGAGGGACAAAGUGGAAACUCAGCUGCCAGAGCUCUACCAUAAGAUAGGUGUGGGUGUCGUCUCUUGGUCACCUCUGGCCUGUGGAAUCAUUACUGGGAAGUAUGAGAACGGCGUCCCAGAUUCCUCCAGGGCCUCAAUGAAGCCAUACCAGUGGUUGAAGGACAAAAUAAUGAGUGAGGAUGGGAGGAAACAGCAAGCCAAGCUAAAGGAUCUGGCUCAUAUCGCAGAGAAGCUCGGCUGUACCUUGCCGCAGCUAGCUAUAGCCUGGUGCUUGAGGAACGAAGGAGUGAGCUCAGUGCUCCUCGGAUCCUCCAAUCCAACCCAGCUAACAGAGAACCUGGGAGCCAUACAGGUAAUUCCAAAGAUGACAGCAGGCAUCGCAUCAGAAGUGGAUCAUAUACUGGGAAAUCGUCCUCACAGUAAAAAGGACUACCACCAUUAGGAUGGACCCAGUUUUAGUGAACUAUGCUCAACAAAAGCUUAUCAAAGCUCACUUCUCACAGCCAUGGCACCAACAAGUGCGUGCCCAACCUUGCUUGUGUGCGCGUAUGACUGUGUAUGUGUGACUGUGUAAAAGUGCUCCGCUUGGCUCUUUGUCCGUACAAAGAUCAACCAGUACUCAUUAUUGUAAAGUGAGCUACUUGACGAAAAAACAUGCAUGCUACAGCUACAGCAGCCGGCCACUGGACAGAACCACAGUUUCAGCAGCGAGGUGAUUUCUGGGGUGAAAUUCUCUGACGCUUCAAAGAAAACUGUGCAGACACUGCUGAACCACACAUUUAUAUAAGCAGAAAAUUAGAUCAUGGAAAAAAAAGUAACUUACUGCAAGAUCAAUCUCAAGCCGAUUGAAACAAGCAUGGGCCAGUUAGUGAACUAUCAUGAUUAUCUGACUAAGAGUUUCCCUGUAAUUGUCGACAAACUAACACAUAAACUCAUGGCAGUGUAGAAAAUCCAUGAACGAAACGAUGUGGUGACCAGUGUUACAGAAAUCUACAUUAUUAGAUGUUUGUGAUGUAAAAAAAAAAAAAAAAGAAAAAAGAAUGAAACAAUGAUGAUGUGUUUAAUUUGGCCUCAUCUCAGCAGACCGGACGAUAUGCAGCUGGAGUUGACCUGUCAAUGUGAUGAAUCAGUACUGGAUGGACUGAAAAGAAAAUCUGCUCACAAUGUUGCCGCUAAUACCAGGAGAGCUAAGUUAAACUAAAAUAGGUUUCAAAACAUCUGUACUGACUGUUAAAUAUUUUCCUUAUGAAGCAGCUAUGACAGAAUGAGCUUCUCAUCCUCCCCCGUGUUGUAUUUUCUUUCUUUUACACUUAUGCAAAAGUACAGCUUGGUGUACUCUCCUGAUAUGCUCCUUUUCGUUUUUUGGACUAUGCCAGACCUUCUGUCAGUAACAAUCACAUCUGAUUCAUUUAAUUUCAGUCUGUGUGUUGUGGCUCAAAAACAUUUGUCAAAUUGAAGUUGGGGAGAUGAUCCUCCUGAGGGGGGAGCUUCUGGAUUUAAAAACAAAGCCAUGUAGCUAAUGAAGAGACUCAGUUAAUAAAAUAAAACCAUAUGGACCCCUGCAGUCAUUGCACCUGGAAUACACUUACAUAACACUUACCCAACCUCCCCCAUCUUUGUUACGUUCUGUCUGUUCAAACAUGUAUUUCGGUGUUGUUCAACAGAUUUGUAUAUACAAAUAAAGAGCUUAUAAUUCUCCAUGUGAUAUGUUUUGAGAACCCAUGGUAAUUUUUCUAUUAAUGUUAUAGAGGCCUUCUAAUUUUCGCGCCCCUUAUGAAUUGAAAUGAAGCUAGAGUAGAUUUAUUGUAAUUGUAAACUGCAGUAAUAAGAAAACAACCUGUGACUUGAAACACUCUGACGUAGUUACUGCUGUUUGCUGUUGGGGUUUCGUCUGUGUCUUCCUGUUUUAUAAUAAAAUAAUGUGUGAAUUAA